AUGAAUAAACAAAUUAAUAACUUUUUAAUAGAAGGAAAUAUAGGAGCUGGAAAAUCAACUCUACUUGAAAAACUAAAAGAAAAUCAAAAUGCUUAAAUAAACGUAGUACCUGAGCCUGUACAUAUAUACACUAAUUACAAUGGACACAAUUACUUAUAAUAUUUUUAUGACAAUCCAAGAAAGUGGACUUUUGCUUUUUAAUAAAUAGUACUGAAUGUUACAGCGAAUUAAUACAGAAAGAACUAAAACUAAGGAUAAAUAAAUUUAUUUGAAAGAUCUAUGUAUUCUCCUUUACAAAUAUUUGCUUAAGAGUAAUUCGAGAAAGGAGUUUUAUGCGAAGCUGAAAUGGAACUUUUAAAAAAAAUUACUAAUGAUAUUUGUGAAUGGAUUAAUUAUGAUAUUAAAGGCAUUAUCUAUGUAAGAACUUCGCCUGAAAUUUCUAUGGAAAGAAUGAAAGCUAGGUCAAGAGUUGAAGAAUGUACUAUUCCUAUUGAAUAUUUAUAAGAUCUACAUAAAUUACAUGAAUAAUGGCUUUUUUAUAAAAAAGAUUUAUCUUUGCCAGUUUUAAUUUAUGAAAAUAAUAAAAAUGCCGCAGGAUAAAAUACUGAAGCAAUUCAAGAGUUUGUUUACUAAUGGAUGUAAAAUCCUACUAAUUAGAUUUUAGACCCUUAGUUUCUUUGA
Ichthyophthirius multifiliis is the source of this 681-nucleotide messenger RNA. RefSeq lists its product as hypothetical. Gene Ontology annotation, cellular component: cytoplasm. NCBI's taxonomy places the organism in Eukaryota, Ciliophora, Oligohymenophorea, Hymenostomatida. The transcript has a single exon. Gene Ontology annotation, molecular function: ATP binding; deoxynucleoside kinase activity. Gene Ontology annotation, biological process: nucleobase-containing compound metabolic process. The record is from RefSeq and is a predicted model, not a curated record.